AUGGCAUCAAAACGAGCGGCCGAGGCUGCAGCCGCCGUGUCGGCGCCUCCGACCUUGCCAAGGGUGCAGAUACCCGCUGAGCACCUGCAGAUCCUCUUACAGCGAUUCGAGUCGCUUCUGUCAUCCAUCGUCGGUCUCAAAGAAGAGAUCGCAGUGGUACCCGGCUUGGACGAGUGGCCGGCGCUGCUGCACCGAUACACCAACCUGCUCUCGCACGUCUACUCGCUCUCGUCAUCCCUCCUGUCGGCAUCUCCGCACUUUUUGCCAUCGCAGCUCGCGUCAUUCAACAAGGUGCUUGAAGCAGAAGCAGAGAACGCCAACCUGUAUGCUGAUGCAGCUGAGGCUUCUGCACUCUUUGGAGGCAUCAUGGGUGCGGCCAGCUCGAGCGGUGCGGCUGACGAUGGUGUCAAGGCUACAGCAGACGGCCUACCCGAGCUCAACUUUUACGAUCGCAACAACCCGUUGCCUCUUUUGUUAGCUCACCCCGUGCUGCCGAUUCCAGACGACAACAUCAACUUUCUUGGCGCGUUACUUCGCACAGCGCCAGAGGUCGAGAUCUUAAAGGAGGAAAGCGGCUUGAUCGACAGCUACGAUGCAUCUGCAGGCGUCGACGCGCAGAAAGAUAUCCACGCAGAGCUGGUCCACAUCCAGGACGAGAUCUCGCAGCACGACAUUUUGGCGCUUCGAGCUUUGCGCAUGUGGUACCAUCUUCGAAAUGCACCGGACGAGGAGGGCAACGUUCUCAAUGUUCGCGAACGACUUCCAGACCCAGACGACGGCGAGGACGAAGGGGACGACGCCAAGGAAGAGGAAGAGGACAGCGACGACGAUUCCGAGGAUGGCGCGGAAGCCAAGAGGGCACAGGCGGAACAGAGGCAAAGGCGAAGAGCAGAGCAGAGUUGCUGGAGCGCCGAUGCCGUUUCUGCGUUCCUCCGCGGUCACGCAACUAGCCUCUGA
Molecule: messenger RNA, 957 nt
Organism: Sporisorium graminicola
Lineage: Eukaryota; Fungi; Basidiomycota; Ustilaginomycetes; Ustilaginales; Ustilaginaceae
Exons: 1
Coding region: 1-957 (318 amino acids)
Source: RefSeq, a predicted model, not a curated record